UGCUAACUUCACCUGCACAGACAUGGCUCCCUGCUCCACCAACUACUCCUCUUUUCACCACAUCAGGAUCUCUGAGAAAGACAACAUUAAAUUGAGAAAACCUGUUGUGGAGAAAAUGCGCAGAGAUCGCAUCAACAGCUGCAUCGAGCAACUCAAGGUCAUUCUGGAGAAGGAGUUCCACAAGCAGGAGCCCAACUCCAAGCUGGAGAAAGCCGACAUCCUGGAGAUGACCGUGAGCUUCCUGAGGCAUCAACUGCAGCCGGACCUCUGUCAGAGCGACUACAACCAAGGCUACUCUCACUGCUGGAGGGACUCUGUGCACUUCUUGUCUGCUGGAUCCAACACAGAGGCGUCUGUGACGCCUCUGCUGGGCCUCCAGCAGCAGCAGCUCCAGACACCCAGCAGUUCCUCCCCAGUCUGCUCCACCCUCAGACCCACCACGCUGAAGGACAGCAGCAGCAGCAGAGGCCCCGUGUGGAGGCCUUGGUAGAGACGCUGACAUACAGACAGUCUGAGACCUGAGGGGACUCUCCCUCACUAUGUAGGAAAUAUAUUUCCAGCCUGCUCACUCAUGGUGGGUUUCCUUAUUGUCGCAUCACAUUGAUGGACAACUAGUAAAAGCGAAGGCUCUCACUUAUUUGAAGGUUUUUUCUGCUUUGACUUUGAUUCACAUUUGAUGUUUGCUUUUCCUUUGUGUUUAAAGCUGGAGGAUGAUUUUGAGUCAUGAUGGUUUUGUCAAAUCUUGACUGUUUACUCCAGUGGAGUUUAUCUUUGGACUGCUUGAUGUAACAGUAUCUGCCAUACUGUGUUAUACUGACGGCCACUGUUGAGAAUAUUUCUCUUCUGUUUUGAAUGAUCUAUGCCAAAUUGUAUGUAUGAGGAUGACGAUAAUGUGUAUGUUUGUGUGUGCAAACAGAUGUACAUAUUAACAUUUCUGUUGAUAUUGCUGUUUUGCUAUCACAUUUAG
Cottoperca gobio is the source of this 967-nucleotide messenger RNA. It is a transcript of the gene her12, whose product is annotated as hairy-related 12. The record is from RefSeq and is a predicted model, not a curated record. The transcript has 2 exons. Gene Ontology annotation, molecular function: protein dimerization activity. NCBI's taxonomy places the organism in Eukaryota, Metazoa, Chordata, Actinopteri, Perciformes, Bovichtidae. Bases 23 to 490 code for a protein of 155 amino acids.